AUGUUCUUUGUUUUCGUGCCUCUCUUCACGAAGGGGGUCGACGGGGCGACGACCGUGGCCGCCACGUCCUACCUCGCGUCCCUGGCUGGCGUCAAGGUGUUCGUGACGGGAGGGAUGGGGGGCGUCCACAGGGGGGCGGAGACGACCUUCGACGUGUCGGCCGACCUUGCCGAGCUAGCGCAGACGCCGAUCGUCGUCGUGUGCGCCGGGGUGAAAUCCAUCCUCGAUAUCGAGAAGACUCUCGAGGUGCUCGAGACAAACGGGGUCCCCGUGGUCUCCUUAGGCACCGAUGACUUUCCAGCUUUUUUCAGCCCGUCCAGCGGGGUGCCGUCCCCGCUUAGGCUGGAUACGCCUUCUGAGGUGGCGGUCGCGGCAAAGGUGGGCGUGGAAGGGUCGAGGGCCGGGUUUGACCUCGGCAUGCGCAACGGCAUGGUUGUCGCCGUACCCAACCCUGCCCCGAUGUCCGGAGGGGCCGGCAUAGACGCAGCGAUUCACGAGGCUCUGGAACAGGCGGAAGCGAGGGGACUCAAGGGUCGCGACAUCACCCCCUUCGUGCUUGCCAGCGUGAAUGAGACCACGGGAGGGCACUCGCUGAAGAGCAACGUCGCUUUGGUUCGACAUAACGCAAAGGUUGGAGCCGACAUCGCGGUGCAACUCGCCGCAUUAACCGGCAGACCUACUGCCCCGGAGGCUUUCCUCGCCAGGCCGACGCCAACAGCAGCGCCGCCGCUCCGUGUGGCCGUUUUCGGCGGGUCCGUGGCCGACAUCGUCUCGAAACCUCCCACGGGAACCGCACUUACGCCCGGAACGUCUACCCUGGGAGAAACGCGGCAGAGCUUCGGUGGCGUGGGACGCAACGUGGCCGAGGGUGUCGCGAGGGUCUUGCUGGCGCGAAGGAGCGAAAAGGUCGCGGUGGGCAUUGACAGCAACAGCGACGGUAGUGGCGCUGUCGUCACUCUCGCUUCCGUAGUGGGCGCGGACGAGGCGGGCAAAGGGCUCGUGGCGGGUUGCGAAGAGGCCGGAGUUAACGCGGAAGCGACGGUGGAGGUGGGGUGUUCGUGUGGUGUUGGUGACGAUGGCGGCGGCGACGAAGCCGGGACUGCGAGCUACGUGGCCGUUCUUGGAGGCGACGGUGAUUUGGUGGCAGCAGUAGCUGACAUGCGCGUUUUGGAAAGGAUGACAUCGGACUUCGUGGAGAGACACGCCAGCAUUGUCGACGGAGCGUCAGUGGUUAUCGCCGAUGGAAACCUUCCGCCGGAAGGGUUUGCGCGGGUAGCGGGACUUUGCGCGGAAAGGAACGUUCCCCUCGUGUUUGAACCCACCUCGGUUGCGAAGUGCUCCGUCCCCUUCUCGGCUGAGGCGGUAGGGGGAAUUGCCUUAACCACACCAAACCUGGACGAGCUCGCAGCGAUGUCUUCGGCUGCUUUGGGCUGGCGGAAGGCGGGAAGCGGGGGGCAGGCAAUAAGGGAAGGACACUCCCUGGCAACGGCCGCGCUAGCAGACGGAAAGCUGGUGGAUGCCCGGCCACUUGGGCCGGCACUAAAGGCGGUGCUGGAGGCAAUGCUCGGCGAGGUGGCAACGCCGAUGACUCUUCUCGACGGCGCGAGGCACGUAGUCGUCACCUUGGGCAGCGCCGGCGUAGUGCUAGCGUCUGCCAGGCCCUGCCAACCUCAUAACGGGGGUCUGUUAAACGGGAGCGACCAUGAUAGCCGGGGUGUGAUAGAGUCACCACUGGGGUCCGGUCGGUGGUUUGCCUUGUCGGCAGAACACUAUCCCGCGCUCCCUCUCGAGCGCCCAGGACAGGCCGGCAGGGCGAUGGUCGCUGAUUGCACGGGGGCCGGCGACUGCUUGGUUGCGGGGUUGGUCGGAGGCCUUGCGUUGGGGUGGUCGGCGCGGGAGAGCACUUGCUUGGGUCUGCUAUGCGCUCGACAGAGCGUCUUGGCCGACAGGGCGGUCCCGGAGACACUUGGAGACAUUUUUGGAAGCACAGAUAACAUCUGCUCAGAGGGGGCAACAAGUGUCCUUUCAGCCCUACCAGAGGGCUACGAAUCGAAAGAAGUCCAUCCUUGGGCCGAUGCACAACAGCAGUAGGGCUUGAUAUCCAUGGUUGACGUAGCCGUGUGCUCGUAAUUGAUGUGUGCCGUGUUGUCUACCUCAAAACAUGCGAAUCUCAAAUGAAGCACCAGGGUCUGCUUGUUGUUCGAACUCCAAGAUAAAAUGCAGUAGAUGUAGAAGCCCCACGUCCUCUGUUUGUCGUACUUUGGAUAUAUUUGUGUCCGAUCUACAUGCGCUGUGUGCACCUGAUGGGGGUUUCGUGGGUGGGUAUGAAGUAUGUGGGGGGUAAGAGAAGCCCCCUGGUGCUAGAGAGACAGAAAGCCCACGAACUUACUUGCCUGAGGGGCUUGCGUGUCGGAUAUACAAUACAUGGUCCUUUUCAUCUGCUGUUCCUGGGAUAGCUUAGUACCCAGUCUCAACACCACAGUCCGCUGAGAUGGCGG
Messenger RNA from Ectocarpus sp. CCAP 1310/34, 2498 nucleotides. The record is from the annotation of a GenBank genome assembly. NCBI's taxonomy places the organism in Eukaryota, Phaeophyceae, Ectocarpales, Ectocarpaceae.